Molecule: messenger RNA, 8783 nt
Organism: Erpetoichthys calabaricus (reedfish)
Lineage: Eukaryota; Metazoa; Chordata; Cladistia; Polypteriformes; Polypteridae
Gene: scml4
Product: Scm polycomb group protein like 4
Exons: 10
Coding region: 553-2007 (484 amino acids)
Molecular function (GO): protein binding
Source: RefSeq, a predicted model, not a curated record
UACGGAUGAGUAAAACAGCAAAAGACGCAGCCGUAAAAUGAAAAUACAACGAUUCAGUUUGAAAAUUAGCGCAUAAAAGGCUAUUGCAUGGAUUUAUAUAUAUUUCAGGUCAUCUGAUCGAAAACGAAUCAUGGGACAGUGUCUUUAAUUAGCACUUACUUCGAUCAUUAUCGCCCUUGCGGCUUACAAAGUAUAAGGCAGUACGCGUUAUUAUUUUAGUCGUUUUGUUUGUAUUCGGGGUUUGUAGAAAAUUCACAUUAAACCGAAGACGAUUCGAAAGCUGGAGAUACUCCUGGGCUGUCGUUCCUGUUAUCAUUGGGGCCUGGGGAUGCCGCAGUCGGAGCUCGCUAAAGAGCCAACGUUUCGGAUGUGAUCGUGUUGUGGGUGUUUCGGACUUGCAUACAGUGACCAGGUCAGGGAAAGAAGUAAUGUGCACUUGUCCAUGAUACCCAUUACUGGAUAUGCAGAAAAGGAUAUUGACACUUACUAUGGCUUCUCCCAUAUGCACAACAGAAGGGUUAUACUGUACCCAUAAUUCAGUGUGAAGAGGGAAUGAAACUCAGAGGGAGGGAUAUUCAAGAUCCUACCCUACCGUGGAUAUCCAACGUUUUGGGAGUGCAGAGUGUCAGACUGCGACUGAGACUGGAUCGUCGGGACGACAAAGGAAAACGCUGCUGGCAGUUGGUUGAUUUGGGUGGUGGAAGUGAAAGAAGAUUCCCAAGACUGAGAAGUCAAAUACAACUAGCCUCAUCACAAAACCCAAUGAGUAUUCCUGCAACUUCAACACAGAAACAAGACAACAGUGAAAUGCAAUCAUCUGCAAUGAGCCCUUCAUUCAUUCCUGGCCAAAGAGGGAAGAUACCAGGAAGAAAACGAGGAAGACCACCUUUACGCAGUACUGUCUCUAAAGUGGAUUUCCAAAAUCGUUAUUCUGAAUCCCUUUCUCCACUAAAAGUACCUAAGAAGAGGGGAAGAAAACCUGGAUUUAAGCUCAAGUCUCGGAUUAUGAUGACACCUUUGGCUAUCUCCCCGCCUAGCAGCACACCAGAGCCAGAUAUGAGUUCUAUUCCUCAAGAUGCUGCCACUGUUCCUCAUUCAGCCACACCUCAAGUGCUUACAGUUUGCAUAUAUAUAAACAAGCAAGCCAACACAGGUCCUAAUCUUGACAGGAAAAAAGUACAGCAGCUUCCGGAUCAUUUUGGACCAGACAGGCCCUCUGUAGUGCUGCAACAAGCAGUUCAAGCAUGUAUCGACUGUGCUUUCCAGCAAAAAGCUGUCUUCUCCCUGCUCACUCAAGGUUACGGCGGUGAAAAAAUAUCAGCUACUUUCGAUGGGAAACAACAUCUCCUGAGCUUACCUGUAGUGAACAGCAUCGGCUAUGUUCUACGCUUUCUGAAAAAGCUGUGCCGUAGUCUACAUUGUGAGAACCUUUUUAGUGACCAACCAUUUAUACAGCACAACGCCACCUCCUACCACUCUGAGAAGUAUUUUGAUGGGAAUGCGCACCCCAAAGCAGAAACAUCAAUGCCAGAAGACUACUUGGUUGACCCAGUUGACUCAAAGAGAUACUCUGUUGACCCCACCGAUUCUGCAUUUAAUGCAAUGAGCUCCCCAUAUCCAGCAAAGCCAUCAUACUCUUACCGGUCCUGCCAACAGUUUCAAGGGGGAUCUACUUCAGUGGGCAUGUGUAGGCAAACGUCCAGCCCCAGCACCUUUCAAGAAGGAAACAGAAGUGCCUAUAGCCCUUCACCUGAGUCCCAGGAUUCAAAUCCUCCACUUAGCAAAGAUCCUUCUACUUGGACUGUAGAAGAUGUUGUGUGGUUUGUAAAAGAUGCAGACCCCCAUGCCCUGGGACCACACGUAGAAGUGUUCAGGAAGCAUGAAAUUGAUGGAAAUGCUUUGCUGCUUCUGAAAAGUGACAUGAUCAUGAAAUACCUGGGACUGAAGCUUGGACCAGCACUGAAGCUUUGUUACCACAUUGAUAAAUUAAAACAGGCAAAAUUCUGAAUGUCAAGAUAAGAUCAUUUGGGGGUGAGAAAGCCGUUGGUUAGAUUCAGGAGUAUUACAUGGCGAAAAGACCUCACAAGGAUAAAAACAGUGAUUUAUUCUGUAUGAUAGUCUUCAACUGCGAUACAGAAGGGUUGUCAUUUUUGAACAAUUCUUCUUGGUCAUGUGGAGAUGUGUUGGCUGUGAGACUAUUUUCUGUAGAUAAUAAUAUGUAUCCGAUUAUAACUAAGGCCCUUUUUUUACUUUUUUUAACUACUUUAUACUGUACAAUUUUUCAGAGUUAGCUGCUUUUAUGUAUAGCCAGGAGGAGAACAUUAUGAACCUUCAAUAAUAUAAAGGGCAGCUAUGAAAGAGUCACCUUUCCACCUUAUAUACUUCCCUCUUUAAGUCAAAGUGAUACAGACCUCCUUUGAUGUCCAUCAAUGCCCCCGACCCUCUGUCGGACAUACAGUACUAUGGUUACUGGCUAACUUAAAUCAUUAGUAAUCCAAAGCGUUGCAAGUAUUUAUGAAGUCGGAUACAUCUCCACAACCAAGAUGUUUAUGUCAAUGAGAUUAUGUAUCCAGAAAUUGGAUUUAUUAGUGCAGCGAUGUGUUUAACAACUUGAUAAUAUCAGACAGAAAUUAUUAUUUUUAUAUUUUUGAAACAAGUUAAAUUUAAUUUGGAUAUCUGGGAGAGAUUAUUCUCAACUGUAAUAUUUUCUGGCAUCACAUACUGUGUGCUAAGAUCCUAAAUUAACUGUCAGGACACAAAUACCUUAAAUCUCUCUCUUUACAUUCCUUCACACUAUACACAACCUCCACAGUUGCUUUAGAUGUAAAUUAUGUUGGGGGGGGGGGACAUUUUAUAAAGUCCUUUUUUUUAUUUUUUUUUAAGCUAAAUAUAUAAGCUUGAUGUUUUAUAUUGUUGUAUUGGAUUACAUUGCAAAUGUAAAUACGUUUGUUUAAAGAAGUUCAUAAUAAUGUAUGUUCUUAUGAGAAAGUCUGUACUGUCAUGUUUCAAAGUUGACAUAUAUAUUUUUUUUCUCAUAUUAGGUUGGUAUUUGUUUUGAACAUUGAUAUAUUAAAAUUGUAAAAACAAAAUAAUGUGGACAAUUUGGAUAGUUACAUCAGCUAUGUAAUUGCCUUUUUGUCACUUCUGUUGUACAAGUUACUUGAUUUUUAUUUGUAUUUAUUUAUUUGUAUUUUUUUUUUUUGUUUUUUUUUUUUGCUAAUAGCCCACAGUGAUGCAUUUGAGUGCAAGCCAUCUGUUCAUUUUUCCAAAGUAAUUUCUCUUGUGAUUGGCACAAAAUUAGCUGGGAGCGAACAUAGGAUAUAUGUGUUUUUUUGUUUUUUUCUAGUAAGCCAAGGACCAUAACUGAAAAAUACUAUUCUACAUUUGUAGCAGGCUGCUAUAUGUGUCUCAUAUCUGGCAAUGUCACCCCAUAAUCCACUAGACACACCACUUUUUGCAUUAUUUUGUCUACAAUUGGGUGUUUCUGUCAGUGUAUGUUUUUAUAUGUGCACAUGCCCACAUAAUUGGUGUAUUAUUAUUUUUUUUUUUUUUAAACAACAUGUGUCUUUCAGUGUUAUGUUUUAACCACAGGCACAAGCCACAAUUAAUGUGUUUUUUUAAUCUUAGUUCUUUUAUAAUGAGGCACUGGUUUAGCCAUACCAGUUUAGCUGCUACAUGCAUUUUUCCCAUUGGUGCUGAUAUUUUCUUUGUUUUUUUUUUAUUUGCAUUUAUGUAUACUAAAAUAUAAAUGUACUUUUUAUAGAUUUGACCAGCAAGCAACUGGUUAAUUUAUAUUUAAUAAAACAAAAAAACUUUACCUUUAGGCCAAAACGUCUAUAAACCAAACUUCAUAGCAUCUCCUUGCUUUAUCCCUCUUAUUUUUAUUCAGAAGUAAACAGCAUUAGAAUUAUAUUUUUGAAUUAUAUCAUUCUCUUUCAUUUUUAGUUGUGUUUUUACUGUGUGAUUUGUUGUUUUUAAAAUCAGCAAUGUCAUUGAUUAUCUAUUUUUUUUUUCUCUGCAGCAUGAAUCAAAGUUUGUAGGUUUUGCUUCAAACACCAUAGUGUCCAGAUAAUGGUCACAUUUGAGGUAGUGGAAUGGCUGCUUUCACAAACCUUUUUUGGAACGUUGGAUGCUUCAGCAUUUUGGCUCAGCUACUCUGUGCGCUCCUUAUCCCCAUUAGAAACAACUAAGUAUUUUCAGCUUCUUGUAUUAAAUGUUCAAGAAAUGAUAGGAAAAUUUCAGCCUCUGAAAUUUUACAGCCAUAAUGGUAUAUGUUCCAAGAAAUUCUUUUCUUUUUUUUCUCAUUAAGUGUUACUUUGAGCCAAUUUCUACAUAUUAGGAGCAAGAGAGCCUGGUUAGUAUUAUUCAAAAAAGGGAAACAGAAAAGACUUGCGCUGCUGGAGGCAAACACACUUGCUAACGUAGAUAAUGCUUUUGCACAACUUGAACAUCCAGCUCUGGUGGAUAUUUCUUUAUGAAGGAGUCAUGUGUUUUGUUUUGGCUUCUACCUAUAGACAUUUCAAUUGGUUCCAUGGUUUGCAUGGAAUUAUUCCCAGUAGCUUCAGUAUGUUAGGGAUUUCUAUUGUAUAUAUUUUUUUAAAUAUCUUACAAGAUGCAAGUAGAGAUUGCAUUAUUGUACAGUUAUUUCUAUGGUAUUUUUGUUUGUUUAAUGGUGCUAUAGCAAUUUCUUGCAUUUCAGACAAUUUUUUAAAGAAUCAUUAAAAUGUCUAAGCUUAUCUCAAUAUUUAGCUCGUUUGCUUUCAGCAACUCAGAUAAAUUAAAAAGAAAUAUUCUUCAAGGCAGACAAAUAAUACUUCCAUUUUCUAGGUCAUUUAUGAUAAUGUUUUGCUUUUUUUACAUAUAUAUUUAAUAAUAACAUGCUUUUUAUAGAUUUUGUGUUUUGAUGACUGAUAGGGAAAUAAGUGCAAUCAGGAAAUGUCCUACUGACAUGUUGCUAUGGAAGACAUAAUAUGUCUACUGAUACUCAGCUUGUCUGUCUGGUGAGUGCAAAUGCUGCAGUUUGUUUUUAAUGCAAGAAUUAUAGUUUAUUCUCUUGGUGAAUGGGUAAGGUGGAAUACAAAACAAAGUAUUUUAUUUCUAUGUUGUAUAGAUUGAAAGAAUCUUCUGCUUGUUGUUUGUGGUACCAGCAGUGCACAACAUCUGCUUCUUAGGGGAUGCAGUAAGGCCUUCUGUUAUAACAUGGAGGGAACUUCAAGUACUUGAAAACAAGUGCAGGUCUGCAAAAUUAAUUUAGUUGAAUAAGCCAAUGCCAGGAAAGUGGGCAGAUCUGUACCCAUUCACAUAAACCCUAAGUAUUUUGCUUCUGUUGCUUUGCUAUUUUUUUGCACCUGCAAGAUGCAGUAUAUUAAAUCUAUAAAUGUAAACCACCACAUGUGGUAACAGCACAUAAUCAGCUUGGUCAGGUCAGGGUUGUAUGAACAAUCUGGCAUCGCUCACCUUAGUAGAACGUGUCAAUCUUCCUAACUACAUCACUUAAAGUAAAGAAAUGAAAGACAGUUGUUACAGGCUGUACUGUCUUAACAUUUUGUGUUCUGUUCUACACAUUUUUCUUCCUGAAGUUAUGAUGCAGAUAUCCCGGCAGGGAUCAAAGCUUGCUUAGUCGGCUCUGCUACUGUCUCUGUGCUUGUUUGUAGUAUUGUUUGUCUCUCAUUUUUGCCAUUGUGAAAGGAUGAAUGUUUUCUCCUUACAGCUAUUAGGAGUUAUCAUAUCAGUACUGAUGUUUGCUCAUGUGUUAACAUUUUGGUUGUUUCCGUUUGGAAGGUAUUUAUGACUGUGUACAGUUUUGAUUAUUUGAUCAAAUUCAUCUGUUCAACCUAAAUUGAAUAUACAGUAUGCAGUAAAUGAGUGAGUUGUCUGUGUGAAUAUGGAAAAAUGGAUGAUAAAACUUAGGUUGCCCUGAGCCUUAUGCUGUAUAAACUGGAAGGCAAAUUAAAAAUACCAGGGGAGUGGUGUGAUUGUGUGCAACCUACUAUGAUUUUUGUUUUUUAUUCCUCCCCAAUCAAGGUGGGCCAGGCUUCUGCUUAGCUCCUAUUGUGGUGCUUUUGGCUCCAUCCCCCUCUUCAGUAGCUGAGUAUAUUCUCUGUGUUCAAGUUCAUAGACAUGAAUUUCUUUAUCAGAGGGGGAUUCCAAUAUUGCAGUGGUAGGCAGUUUCAUCUUGUGAUUGUGGAUUGGGAUUUGAAAAUGAAAAAUUUGCAGUUUCAUAUUUCACUGCUGAUUAAAACAGCUUUAAAACAUAUUUGUAAAAACACUUUAUGAAUAAACAGAUUUGACUUUGUGUCAGUAUGGAGGGAUUUUAUAAACCAAAAGCAGAUUCUGCUCUAGGCAUCUGCUUACUCAUGGUGUAGCACAGAGCAGCUUAGAUGCUUACUAAGUCAAAGCAUUUAUUUUAGGGUGAGGUGCAUGGCCGUUCUACUGACAAAAAUGGACAAUCACUGUGUUGUGUCUCUAAAUUGUCUCUUACUUUUAGCAAACACUAUUUUGCAAAGGCUAAGCCUACAUGACACUGCACAGUUUCUGACUUUUUUUUUAUAUCAAGCCAGCUGCUGAGAUGGCAUCAGAAUUUCUGGUGAAAUAAAUGAAAGAAGAAAAGGCAAAGUAGCACAAAUAAUAUUUGCAUCCAAAAAAGACUGAGACCAGAGGCUUUAAUGUGCUGGAUGGUCUUAUAAUGCCAUAUUUGACACCAGCCAGCCCUAUGGUUCCAUAGUAGUGCAGAGGCACAUGUAGUCUGACACUAGUGAAAAACCCUCAUGAUCCCUAUCUUCAGCUGAAAGAAAUAUAUUGAAAGCACAGCUUUAAGGAGCCAUAUGAUAUGGGAAACUCUCCAUGAGCUGGAUGGGCCAAUAGUACUGCUUUUAUAUUGUCCAACCAUUGUGUUCUGGAAUGCUGCUGGGGCACAAAUAGUUUGACACUGCUAGUAGACCUAAACAGCACCCAUCUUCAGCCAUUAGGACAAUAUGUUGGUACCACUAGUUAGGCCCAUUGUCUUUACAUGCUGAACAUAGUCCCCAGUAUAUUUGCUGGAAACCUGCAUAGUAGCAGUCCUCAGCUUCUGUGAGAGUAAAGCUAGCAUUUUCUGGGGCACAGUUAAUGUAUAUUCUGUACUUGCAAUUUAACAAACUGUCGUGUGAGGUAUGCUGGAAUGCAUUGUUGUCCAAAAGAUGCUACAGUAGGAAAGGUGCAGAGCAGUAUGACAUGAGCAGUAUAAUGGCAGCAACAGUCCAGCAGUCAUGGCACAUGAUACAUGACAGCAGAAUUGGACUUCAUGUCUUUCUUUUGAUAACAAAAAAAGAGAAUAGGCAGUAACUUCAGAACCUUGUAGAAAUGAAUAUCCAGCCCACGGUGUCCUCUGGCUUAGAGUGUAAGCACAACAAACUCCCAGCCUUUAGGAAUGGUGGUAGGAAACUAGAGUCAUGUUAAUUUGAAAAUAAAGAAUAAGCACAGGAAAAGCCAAAAGUACAGGCAUGUUUGAGUGCCAAGUGUUAUUUAAUGUACGAGGUACAGGUUAUGCUGCAAGAGUAAAGUUAUAUAAAAGGAUUAUACUUGGUUUGUGAAUUAACCAAGCGGCAAAUUGCUGUAAAUGAUUCACUGUUGUAUCAAUACUGUGCACUUUUAAUAAUAAAAAAACCCAUUAUUUUCUGUUGAAUUAGACAAUAAAAGUUUAAUGGAUAAUGGAUAGGGGUAAGACCUCCUUUAUUGGACAUGUUUAUGUUGGGAAUGUCAUGGAGGAAUGGGACAAGAUUGAGAGGAUGGAGGGCUGCAGAUGUUUACACCAGUGUUCCUGGAACUGAAAGUAUUGUAUAUACGUUGAGGCCCUCUCAACAUUUUUGGGGGUGUUGAGGGUCUUGAGGGUGUUGAAGCCACAAGGAUUUCUAGCCUGAAUACCCCAGUCUUGGUGCUGCUUAAAAGAAGAGAACUGUUACCUUCUGAGCAAUCAUUGAAUGUCACAGAUAACAGUUAGCUGGGCAAACUUUCACUAGAGGAGCUAGAGUUAAUCAGAAGUGGAAAACAGAAAAGAGCAGAAAUGCCCCAUAAUGGACCAGCAGGCACUCGAGCAAGGGCGUUGGAUAGGCUUAGUUUCCUUUUGCAUUUACAGGCUUUCGGUGAUCUCUGGGUGUUCCCUGGCAUGCACAUUCUGAAUUUACAGGAGAACAUUAUCUUAAAUCAGCAUUAUAUUCACUAAUUUGCAGUUUGGUGUAUACAUAAAAACAAAUGCAGUUCCAGAUACUUCCUAUUUGUAUGUGUCCUAUUAAGUUUUAGGGAGAGAGGCACAGCCUUAGCAGGCAUUUGCAUUUGAAAAUGACAAUACGUUUGCACAAGGAAUAGCCAUAAAAUGACUCUAGAAUCACUUUAAAAUGAUAUUUACUGUGCCUCCCUGCCCCAUGUUAAUAAUGGAGAAGCAUGUUGAGUUAAGUGUAGCUAAACUUUCCAAGCCCUCAGAAUGCAUCCAUCCUUCUUGUCAUGGCAUGCAUCUCUGACAGUACAGCAUUAUUACAUUUCAGUUAUAGCAAAUAUCACGUCUGCCAGAUAUUAUUCAAAAUAGUUCUCUGAAAGCAAUAUUUUUUUUUUUUUUUGCCAAGUGAAGUGAUUUAUUUUAUGACUGCUUUAGUCUCAGAUUUUUUGUAAAGACUGUUAUUUUUUAAUCCAUAAUUUUAUUUUAUUUUAAGAAGCACAUUGUUCUGUAAAGUGCUGUAUAGUGAUGUAUGUCUCAAAGGUUGCACAAUAUGUAAACUGCUUCAAUAAAGGAAUUGUAAUGUUUAUGAAAA